GGCAUCAUGGUCUUGUUCUCUUCGAUCUCUCAGUGAAAAACACAGUAUGGCUCCAAGAAAGGGUCAAAAACAACCAGGUGGAGAACAGAACAUCUCACUAGGUCCUCAGGCGAGUGAAGGUGAAGAUGUCUUCGCUGUUGCACACAUCUUCGCUUCGUUCAACGAUACUUUCGUCCACAUCACCGAUUUGUCUGGAAAGGAAACAGUCGUCAGAGUGACAGGAGGAAUGAAAGUCAAGGCUGAUCGGGAUGAGGCUUCUCCAUAUGCUGCUAUGUUGGCUGCUCAAGAUGUGGCUGUCAGGUGCAAAGAGAUUGGUAUUACUGCUCUGCAUAUUAAGCUAAGGGCAACUGGAGGCAACAGAACUAAGACUCCUGGCCCUGGGGCUCAGUCAGCUCUGCGAGCUCUUGCUCGUUCAGGAAUGAAGAUUGGACGUAUUGAGGAUGUUACUCCAAUACCUUCAGACAGCACAAGGAGAAAGGGUGGUCGCCGUGGACGACGUCUGUAAAUUUGCGUUUGUGAGAAGCAAUAAAAAAUAACCAUAGACACAAGU
Molecule: messenger RNA, 550 nt
Organism: Stylophora pistillata
Lineage: Eukaryota; Metazoa; Cnidaria; Anthozoa; Scleractinia; Pocilloporidae
Product: small ribosomal subunit protein uS11
Biological process (GO): translation
Cellular component (GO): ribosome
Molecular function (GO): structural constituent of ribosome
Source: RefSeq, a predicted model, not a curated record